This is a messenger RNA of Miscanthus lutarioriparius, 420 nucleotides long. The record is from the annotation of a GenBank genome assembly. NCBI's taxonomy places the organism in Eukaryota, Viridiplantae, Streptophyta, Magnoliopsida, Poales, Poaceae.
AUGGCGCGCCUCCACCUCGUGGCCGUGGCAAUGGCCAUGCUCUUGUCCGUCGCGACGGCGCAGGCACCAGGCGCGUCCCCGACGCUGGCGCCCAGGGCGCAGCCUCCGGCGACCCCGCCGCCGCCGCCGUCGCCUCCUCGUGGGGCGCCGGCGCCAGCCCCGGCGUCUCCCCCCGCGACGCCUCCCCCGGCCUCCGCUCCCGCGUCCUCUCCGACGCAGAAGCCCGCCCCGGCCCCGGCGCCGGCGCCCAAGGCCACGGCACCCGCCCCGGAGAUCCCCGCCUCGCCGCCGGCGCCGAGCUCGAUCGGGCAGACGCCGACGGAGGCCCCGACCUCCCCUCCGCCGCCCAGCGCCGCGUCCAGCGUCUCCCCCGCCUUGUUCCUGGUCGCCGCUGUGGCGGUCGGCGUGUUUUUCUUCUGA